CUUCUCCUGUUUCUUCUACGCUAGAGGGAGGGGAGCUGAACUCGUAGCUACUCUGGGAGGGAGGGCCUAAAGGGAUGUUAGGAAACCAAAUCAAACGGCAGGUGGGAAACAGAGCUGCCGGGAUAUUGUUAUUAACGGGGUUAUUCCUGUUAUUUGGGUUUCAUUACAUCCCUGUUGAACACCACCGGAUUCAGAGAAGGGCGAGGACAGCGGUUGAUUGACAAGAAAGAAAGAAAGAAAGAAAGAAAGAAAGAAAGAAACGAAACGACCGCUUGUGUGGGAGCGUGCACAGAUUCCCCAAAAAAGCAUCCUCUCUACUUUUGUGACACUAACCAGCUGCUUGCCUUGUAAACUAAAAUUGCAAUCACAGAGCCAAGGAUCACCGGGAAGCGCUAUAGACGCGACGGGAACCCUCACUUAAAAAUACAGUGUCAAGAUGCCGUUGCUUCUGUCAUCUGCACACUGACGGACUAAACUUCGUUUUCAUUUUUUUUUUGACUACGAUACAACAGCCCGGUGGUUGUGUUUUUGUUUUGUUUUUUUUUUGUUUGUUUUAAUGCUCCUGCGAUUGUGGGAAACUUCCCGACUGCAGCCCGCUGGACUGUCAGAUUUGCAGAACUGGUGGGAGGUCUUUCUUGUCAUCUGUGGUUCAGACUUGCAUUGAAGAACGUCCCAGGAACUUUUACGCGUAUGCCUGGACAGACAAACUGACAAAGUGGUCCCUGCGCAGGGCAAAGCCGGGACGGGAUAAAGUCAAGACUCGCACCGCAGAUUCGCUCUCACAGUGAAGCACUCUCUUUAAAAAAAAAAAAAAUUCUUAUGAAGCAGAUCAAUCGAGGGCUUCUACAGAAUCAACUGUAAUGCAUUUAAAAGAGACCGUAUAGAAAGACAAAACUAAUAUUUACACCUAAAUAUCCACACGCAGUUACUGCAUUAUUUGUAUGUUUAAUACGAACGCAUAAUCAUAUUGAGUAGACUGGUAACUUCUGUUUAAAAUUAAGAUAAUUCAGUUAUUUUACGCCUGAAUUUUGUUUGAUUGUUUUGCACAACAUGUUAAAUUCCAUCUUACUCCACAUAAUGUAAUAUAAUUUAAAAAACGCAAUCAAAGGUUACUCUAAAAGUACAGCUUUUUUUUUAAAAAAAACAUAACUGUUUCUGAUUGAUGUUUGUAAUUAUAGUUUUGUAAUUAUAUAGACUAGCAACAUUAACAACACACACACGCAAUAUCGAUACUAUGACUUAACUUGAAAGUUGGAAAUCACAACAAAGACAUCAAGUCGAGCAGGGUUUUCCUUUUUUUUAUUUAAAAAAUAUAUAUAUUAUGUUAGGAACCCCGGCCAACAACGGCGGGAUCAGUGACGAGAGGCGGGUCGAGUUCGUAGCCCUGACCGCAGUCCACACGGAGAGGAGCGAGCCGUCUACCCCGGAGCGCGGCCAUCCUCCACACCGCACUGGGCUCCUCGGAACGCCGCGACCAGUCGUCCCGAGAGCCCGGACAAACAGUUCUUGCUCCAACAAGCGCUACAGAAAACUACAAAACUGUCUUUACAACGUGCUGGAGAGACCCAGAGGAUGGGCUUUCAUAUACCAUGCUUUCAUAUUCCUGCUUGUGCUUAGCUGUCUGGUGCUGUCUGUGUUUUCUACUAUUCCAGAACACCAAACACUAGCAAACGAAGGCCUGUUCAUUCUGGAGUUUGUGAUGAUCAUUGUGUUCGGGCUGGAGUACAUCAUCAGGGUCUGGGCUGCAGGAUGCUGCUGUCGGUACCGGGGAUGCCAGGGCCGUCUGCGAUUCGCCAGGAAACCCUUCUGUGUCAUAGAUUUCAUCGUGUUCGUGGCCUCGGUGGCAGUGAUCGCGGCCGGCACGCAAGGGAACAUCUUCGCCACGUCGGCGCUGCGCAGCAUGAGGUUCCUGCAGAUCCUCCGCAUGGUGCGCAUGGACCGACGCGGCGGCACGUGGAAGCUGCUGGGCUCCGUGGUCUACGCCCACAGCAAGGAGCUGAUCACAGCCUGGUACAUCGGCUUCCUGGUCCUCAUCUUCGCUUCGUUUUUGGUCUACCUGGCCGAGAAGGAAGUCAACACGGAGUUCGCCACCUACGCAGACUCCCUCUGGUGGGGGACGAUCACUCUGACAACGAUUGGCUACGGAGACAAGACCCCGCGUACCUGGCUGGGGCGCAUGCUGGCCGCGGGCUUCGCCCUGCUGGGGGUCUCCUUCUUCGCACUGCCAGCUGGGAUCCUCGGGUCAGGCUUUGCCUUGAAGGUUCAGGAGCAGCAUCGUCAGAAGCAUUUUGAAAAGAGACGGAUUCCGGCAGCCAACCUGAUUCAGGCUGCCUGGCGUCUGUACUCGACCGACGUGAACCGAUCCUACCUGACUGCCACCUGGUAUUUCUACGACACCAUGCUGCCCUCUAUCAGAGAACUGUCUAUCCUGUUCAGUCAUCUUCCCCGCACACGCCACGAGGCUUUACGAAACUCCAAGAAGAAAUUCCACGAGAACUCCUCCCAGAACCACGGCCUGCUCGGGGGCCACAAGCCCUACACGUCAGAGUACCUGAUGGGGGAAAGCGGGAAGAUAGGAUUCCGAGAUCGGAUCCGGAUGAACAAUUCCCGCAGCCAGGGGUUCCGGAGCAAGCCGCCGCAGGCUGUCCCGGGGGUCCGGCUCUCCCCCAGCACAGAGAACGCUCCCGGGCUCACCAAGGUCCAGAAGAGCUGGAGCUUCAAUGACCGCUCCCGCUUACGCACCUCUCUGCGGCUCAAACCCAGGCCCGCCACGGAGGUGGACGGUACUGGGGAGGACAGCAAUGAUGAUAAAGCCUACCAGUGUGACCUGACCAUGGAGGAGAUCAUGCCUGCGGUGAAGACUCUAAUCCGAGCCUUGCGUAUUCUGAAGUUUCUGGUGGCCAAGCGGAAGUUCAAGGAGACGCUGAGACCCUACGAUGUGAAGGACGUGAUCGAGCAGUACUCUGCCGGACAUCUGGACAUGCUGGGGAGGAUCAAGAGUCUGCAGACACGGGUGGAUCAGAUCGUGGGUCGGGGGGUGAUCACGGCCGACAAGAAGGUGAGGAGCGAGAAAGGGGAGAAGACCCCCUCUGAACUGGAUCCAGUGGACGAGCUGAGCAUGAUGGGAAGAGUGGUGAAGGUGGACAAGCAGGUGCAGGCCAUUGAGCUCAAGCUGGAUCUGCUCCUCAACUUCUACACACAGUGCCUGAAGAAGGGCUCCUCGUUCACGCUGUCCGCCAUGCAGCUGCCUCUCGUGGAGCCAGACCUGACCUCGGACUACCACAGCCCUGUGAACCAUGGGGACCACGGAGACCUCUUCACCUCCCACCAGACCCUGGACUUCCAGCAGUCCGAGAGCUCCAAUCUGGAGUUUGAGAGCUGAGCGGGGCCUGGGGCCUGGGCCCUGCACAUACAGCCUCUCCCUUUCUCCGCCUUGGAUAGACACAACAUGCCUACAAAUAAUAUGCAAAGUUGGAUUGUGGUUUUUUUUUUUUAUUAUUCUUUUUUAAUUUUUUUUAUUGGUCAUUUUUUUGUUUUGUUUACUGCUACAGACUAGAACCUAAACUGAAACAACAACAAGAACAACAGUUGUCAGGAAAUUUGUUUUUCCACUCAGCUCGCUGUGGCAUUCCGGUCUUUGAUACCAAAACGCGUCAAUUGUUGACUUCCUUACUUUAGAAAGCAACUUCCUUUCGAGGGCAUUUUAUGAAAAUGUGCAAACCAAAUUUUUCUUUUUUUUUUUUUUUUUUUUUUUAGAAAAAAAAGAUUACAAAACCAACAACAACAUCAAAAAAAAUCUUUCAGAACAAUUCCGACCCCCCGUUUGAUUUGUCGUCCCGAGGUAGAAACGGACCUCUCUUGCUCCGUCCUCCACGAUAUCACAACGAACAAGCCGUUCCCGGUGGUCUACGACCCUUGCAUGGUAACCAUAGUUACAACUUUACAACCAGUGGGAUCAUGGUAAAAACGACAACAACAGGAUAUAUGCGGGAGGACUGACAGCUAUGGACUCCACAAGCAUAGUGGCCAGUGCUUAACCUGUGCUAGUGAAACCCUUCUUUUUCAAGCUAAAGACUCAUGCCAGCAGUGCAGAAUCACUCCAUGUUGACUGUUCUCCUGUUGAGGUAGUGUUGGUUUGUUUUCAUAGUCCUGGUUAAUGUGUCAGUAGGUAUUCAGAGGUUCCUGGUGCGCCCAGACCCGUCACUUUUACUUCACUCUUCCUGGAGAGCCAGAAACUUUCAUUUUUAUUGAUUUAUUUUUUCCUUUUUAGUGUUUGUAAUUGUGUCUGUGUAUUCAUUGUCACUGAGCACAAAUCCCAGGUUAGUACAGGUGUCGUUUCUAAUAGUUGGAUGGUAAUAACUGGAAUUGCUCUGUCAGAAACAUGCAUGCAUACACAGAAAACCUCUGCAAGGCACAUUACACACAAAUUAUAUCGAGAGAUUUUUUCAUAACCCCACCUCUGGUCAACUCCACUAAUGAAUUUUAUAAUAGAUGAUCAUUGCAGAAGCUAUGCAAUACUGUGAUCCCUUUUUUUCUUGCUAAUGCAUUUUUAACUAAUGUAAUUCCCAACUCUGGAGGGUGCAGUAAAACCAUUAACAAACGAAGCGUUACAGAAGGGUUACUUGAAGGGUUAUUUGUAUAGAUGUUUUUUUUUAAUUUUAUUUUUUUUAUGACAGUUGCAAAAGAUGUGACUAUCAUUUGAACCCUAAAACUCUUUGAUAUUUUAGGGACCUGAAAAAGAGGGUGAGUUCACUAGCACACUGGUUCAACCCCUGCCCCCAGUCACACUCAACAGAAACAAUAUUUAUGUAACGUCUCGACGAGCUCUCAUGUAGCAUGUAAAGAGUGUGUCUCUGCGUGUGGAUGUAUGUGUUUGUCGUUCAAAUCUUGGUUUAAAUUGUUUUUUAUAUAUAAAAGAAUAAGCAGUAUUAGGUAGGCAACUCAGGUGAGCUUACGAACAAACACUGCUUCUGACAGGCUUUAUAUUAGCUCUGAUUUUAACAUCAAAACUAGAUUAACAAAUUUGGAGCAUGUUUUUUUUUUUUAAAUGAUUUUUUUAAUGCUUUACAUUUUGCUCAGUGCAAAAUGUAAAGCAUUUUCUGUUGGGAAAAAAAAGUGGUCUCCACUUAAAAAGGGGUUCAUUCCCUUUAAAGCAAUAAAAUAUUUAUUUAUUUCUUUUCAGUUGCACUAAGGAGCCAGUAGGUGUCAGUAUGUGCUACUUAGUAUUACCUUUUGAACAAACUUUUUGAACAAACAAACUUGCCUUAAUGAAAAGCAAGGCUGUGCACUGUGUUUGUCUCAGAAUUAUUGCAGUCUUCUCAGCUUCAUGGUCGGGCUGCCUAAUCACAUGACUCACAAAAGAGACAGCAAGCAGGAAUUCAUUAGCGAACUCCCCCCCCCCCCAGGUUUAACAAAGAGCACUUGGUUAAACUGGGUCUAGGUUGCGGUUGCGCUGCGCUUGACCGUUGUGUAGCAGAAUGAGACUUUGCUAUUGAAGGGGAAGCAGGCGUGUUUUAGCGUGGUGGAUGUUCUGCCGUUUUGGGUCAAAUUAAGCUGAAAAGCAAGUUCUUAAAAGAACCGAACCUGUUGAGUCAUUUGAACCCCACGCAUAUACAUGCUUAACUGAAAAGCAUAAGCUUAAACACAAAACAGAAAAAAUAAAUAAAUAAAUUGCCAGGGAUGCAAACGCCUGUAAACCUCGCUCAUAAUGAGAGUUCAAAUAUUGUGCAAGGAUUAUUUAUACCGAUAAAAUAAAUCAAGCAAUAAAAAUGAGUCAUGAGAAGGCGACGUGCAGUUAGUUGUAUUGGAUAUUAGCAGUCCGUUAGAGGAAUUGUUUGUUGGCGUCAAUGAAGUAGUAACUUUAUUAACUGGUUACCAUGGCAGCAGUGGCCCUCGAAUCAUUGCAUGCAGUACGUCAGUAGUUUUAGUUCAAGAAGAAUCCCUUGUAGAUUCCUGCGGCCGGCGCUGUCACUAUCAGACUCAUAUCCGUCUCAGCAUGUCAUCUCUCUAAACUAGUAAUUCGACACUCUGAUUGGCCAGUGGGUUGCGAUGCUGUGAUUUGCCUGCAAGAUAAAACGUGUUAAAGACCUUUUCGUUAACCACAAUUGAGAUACGUUAUUUGAAAUGGUGUUGCAACUCAAUGUAAGGCAGCCAAAGCGUAUAGCUCUUUAUAAUUUUGAUUUAAUGACGCCAAUGUGAGCUAGGAACUAAAGUAAAAAAAAAAAAAAAAAGUUGCACGAUGUUCUAAGGAUAUCCAACGCUGGAAAUCACGCACGCUGUUGAGUAUUUCCUCGGACCAUUUCUACCCUCCUUUAAAAAUGCAACUGAUACCUGUUAGCCAUUUGUUUUUUUUGUCUGAGAAACGCGUUAAUAGUAAAACUGGUUUAAUUUAUCGGCUUUUAAAAUCUUACUUUUUCAUGUAAAAACAUAAAAAUACUUUAUUUUUUCAUUGUAGUUUGAAUAAAGAUUCGUCGCUAAUUAACAUGUUGCAAUCUCGUUUGGACGGUCUACUUGUAAAUAAAAAAUGAAUGCAUGACCGAUUUAAAAGCCAAUUCAUGCUUCACAGGAAAAAAAAAAAACAUGAAUUAAAUCAUUUUUACUAUUAACACGUUUCUCGGUUGUGAUUGAGAGACACUAAUAGCUCAACAGACAUCAAUCGCAUUCUGAAGGAGAGUAUAAAAGUCGGAGUAUCAGAAGCAUUAUUAUAAUGAGUCAGGUUCCAUAUCAUUUAUAUGGCUAUUAUCAAGCAUUCUCUGUCAUACUGUAAGCUUUAGGCUUAGGGGAUAGACUUUGUUGGGGAUGCUGAUAAUGUGCUAUCAACAUAAUGAUUGAAAGCACAAGCACAUUAAAUCAUGCAUUAGGGAUUAAGGUCUAAUUAUACAAGCACUUCAGGCAUUUACGUCAUGCAUCAGAGUUUGCAUGCAUUACAUGCUGUAUACUGCAGCGGUUCCCAACCCCCUGGUCCUGAGGACUCCCUGUGUCUGCUGGUUUUCAUUCCGACGGAGCGCUCAAUUACUUAACGAGACCUUUAAUUGAGCUGAUAAUUGGUUUAAUGAGACCUUUAACUGUUUUUAGCUCUUCAGCCGUUUAAUUUCAGGGUAUAGUUAAGUACGGUAAUUGAGAGUUCCGUUAGAACGAAACCCGGCAGACACAGGGAGGUCCCGGGAUCAGGGCUGGGAACCACUGCUCUGUGGGACUCUAAUCAUGCACUGUGACGUAUCACGCACAAUGCAUCUCACGAGCAUUCACAGCAUCCUGCACUGUUGGAAACACACUGUCGACCAGGACUGCAUGAUGCACACAAACCGUACGACCUACAUGCACCAGUCGAAUGCUGUGCAUGUUUUAUAUGCAUGCUUCUUUCAUUCGUUAGACCCUUGUUGCAUCCGCCCGCACCCCAUCCCUCCCCAACACCCCCACGCAUUAGUCUGUGCAUCUUAUGUAAAGAUACACAAAUGAAAUAUUACACAAUACAAGCUAAUAAACUAAUAGUCUAAAAAAAAGUCUUCCAGUAUGAUUUAUGUCUUUUGCGUUUUCAAAACGGAAAGCUUUUAACCAAAUAACGAUCUCAAGCUAACAAAGUAAAAAAUAAAUAUUUAUUAACUGAAUACAGUACCUCACUUGAUUUAAUUUAUUUGUUUCAAUAAAGUUUUAUGAAGAA
Acipenser ruthenus (sterlet) is the source of this 7660-nucleotide messenger RNA. Its product is annotated as potassium voltage-gated channel subfamily KQT member 4-like. The record is from RefSeq and is a predicted model, not a curated record. Gene Ontology annotation, molecular function: voltage-gated potassium channel activity. The transcript is spliced from 14 exons. The coding region runs from base 1322 to 3382 and encodes 686 amino acids. NCBI's taxonomy places the organism in Eukaryota, Metazoa, Chordata, Actinopteri, Acipenseriformes, Acipenseridae. Gene Ontology annotation, cellular component: membrane. Gene Ontology annotation, biological process: potassium ion transport; transmembrane transport.